Molecule: messenger RNA, 6181 nt
Organism: Epinephelus fuscoguttatus (brown-marbled grouper)
Lineage: Eukaryota; Metazoa; Chordata; Actinopteri; Perciformes; Serranidae
Gene: tfr1b
Product: transferrin receptor 1b
Exons: 19
Coding region: 153-2417 (754 amino acids)
Biological process (GO): iron ion transport; intracellular iron ion homeostasis
Cellular component (GO): external side of plasma membrane
Source: RefSeq, a predicted model, not a curated record
AGGAUGUGUACGUGACUCUUUGGGAGAUGACGUAACGCGGAAGUGGCACGACCCUAUAAGGACACGGCUGAGCAGCGCUCCGGCAAGAAGACGCGGGUAGUCUCAGCGGUGAUAAGCUUCUCCCACUGUCUGUCUUUGGAACAACAGUAACAAUGGAUCGAGUGAGGGCUGCGUUUAACAGCGUGACUAAAAGUGAGCGCUACAGCAGGUUUACUCUGCAGCCGGCGGAGGAUGGAGAAAGACACGUUGAAGUCAAACUGUCAGAUGAUGCCACAGAGGUGGAGGACCAGGCAGGGGGAUCUCCCAGCUUCAGGCCAGCACCUCCGCAUAACAGCCGGAGGAUAGUUUGUUACCUGGCCCUGGGGACUGUGCUGAUAUUUGUCACCGGCUACGUGCUCGGUUACCUCAGCCAUCAUGGGACUCGGGUGGAGCAGGUAACGUGUGACACAGAGCUGGAAACAGAAGAUCCGCAGGACACGAUGUCAGCUGUUGUUGCACCAGCUCCAGAUGCACAGAUGGACUGGAAGGAUGUCACCCAGCUCCUCGCGCAGAAACUCACCAGCAAGGCCUUCAAAAAAACUCUGAGUGACUUUGAUCAUCCCAGCCGUUUUGCAGGAAGUGAUGGAGAUACGAGUCUGGGAAACCGCAUCUUUGACGAAUUCCAGAAACUGGAGAUGGAUCCCUGGACUGACAUCCACUACGUUCAGCUGCAGACACCAGACAGCAAGCGUCCAAACCGGGUCGUUUUUGGUUCAGAUAACUUCGCGCCUAAAGGGUAUCUGGCCUACAGUGCUACUGGGAAAGUUGAGGGUAAGCUGGUGUAUGGCAACUACGGCCGUCAGGAGGAUCUAGAUGAUCUGCAAAAGAUGGACAUUGAGAUGAAAGAUAGUGUGUUGCUGCUCCGAGCUGGAAACAUCACUUUUGCAGAGCAGGUGAAUAAUGCUGCCAAGAAGGGUGCUGUUGCUGUUUUAAUCUACCCUGACCGUCAAGAUUUCGACUAUGUUGCAGACACAGCACUCUAUGGGCAUGUCCAUUUGGGUUCAGGCGACCCCUACACCCCUGGAUUCCCCUCCUUCAACCACACCCAGUUCCCUCCAACGAAAUCGUCCGGACUCCCAAAAAUCCCAGCACAGACUAUCACUGCCAACAUGGCUUCAGCUCUUCUAAAGAACAUCGGAGGUCCUGAAGCUGGUGACAAAUUUAAAGGCGGCCUCCUGUCAGUGGAUUACAGACUGGGAGGCAGCAAGAACAUCUCUGUUGAGGUGAACAACGUGCUGGUCAACAGGGAGAUCCACAAUGUGUUUGGAGUCAUCAAAGGAUUCACUGAUCCUGAUCGCUACCUUGUACUGGGAGCUCAGAGAGACGCCUGGGGUAAAGGUUACGCCAAAGCCACCGUUGGGACCUCCGUGCUGAUUGAGCUGGCCAGGGCUUUUCACGAGAUGGUGGAGAAAGAUGGGUUCAGGCCCAGGAGAAGCCUGGUGUUUGCAAGCUGGAGCGCUGGAGAGUAUGGAAGUGUUGGCGCCACCGAGUGGUUGGAGGGUUAUAUGUCUAAUAUUGACAAACGUGUUAUCACCUACAUAAACCUGGAUGGAUUGGUCCUGGGUCGAGGAAGCUUUAUGGCUUCAGCUAGUCCGCUGCUCUACAGUCUCAUUGAGAGCACGAUGAAAGAGGUGAAGAGUCCAGUUGGUACUGGCACUGUGUACGAUAUGGUGGGAAAAACCAGCUGGACCAAAACACUGAGGCCGAUGUCAAUAGACGACCCCGCCUAUCCCUUCCUGGCCUUCUCUGGAAUUCCCUCCAUCUCUUUCCACUUCAUCUCUCCCAACGAUUUGACCUAUGAUUACUAUGGCACCAACCUGGACAACAUGGAUCACCUCAAUUACAAAACAAACCAGCGCACCAGUGAAAUGGUGGCCGUGGCGGCACAGUUUGCCGGCCAGAUGGCUAUGCGGCUAGUCCACGAUCACCUGCUCAACCUGGAUAUAGGUCGAUACAGCGGCAUCCUCACCAAGGCUGUGUUCCAGGUCUACAAACACGUCAGUCAGCUCUCACAGUCUGGUCAGCUGAAGGAAGUCGAUCCCAACUGGCUGAACCGUGCACGCGGCUCCUUCCAACGUGCUGCAAGCGGCAUCAAGAAUGACAUCAUCAACACCGACUUGAAUGACAAGGAGGCCUGUCGCAUCCUCAACGACAGGAUCAUGAGUGUUGAGCACGGCCUCCUCUCUCCAUACGUGUCCCCCGUUGAGACUCCCUUCCGUCACCUCCUGCUGGGUCAGGGCUCCCACACUUUGGCAUCCAUCGCCACAGCCACCGAUCCGGAUCAUCUCCACACUCAGCUGGCCCUGGCCACCUGGAACCUGCAGGGCUGUGCCCACGCCAUGGUGGGAAACAUCUGGGACAUCGAUGAAGCGAUCUAAAGAAGGAGGGCAGAGAGUUGUGAGAUGUUGAGUGUGUGUGUUGUUCAAGAUGAAAUCUGAGGUAGAGCAGAGGGAGGAGCUCCAAUAUCAGCACUUAAGCACAAGCUGUCAAUCAGAAGUUUAAGCCUCACCCUUUAAAAACAGGAUCCUUAUCAGUUUUAUGGGGGGGGGAUUAAAGUCUUACAAACAUCACAAAUGUCCAGGAGGAGACAGAAAAGUACAGAUCACAUUCUUAAAAGCUGUGAACCAUCAUCAGAUACUUGAAGAAAUAUUAAAGCUACUGACAGACCUGCCUCCUCUCCUCCUGGCUCCACAUAGAACCAGUCAAAAUCUUUGCUGUUACCUCUCGCCAUCAAAACACUGAGAAACCUUAUUUGUACUUAAGUUUUUUUUAUCAGUGGCAGUGCCCACUAUAAAUAUAUUGUUUGUCUUUUUAUAUGACGUUAUCGGAAGCAGUGCCUUCCAUAAUUAUGACGGUUAUACUGUCGAAUCCUCCGGCAGCAUCUGCUACACAAAUGUCUCCUCAACUGUUGCUGACAAAAUGGAGCCCCUGAUAAAGUUACAUUUAGUUGUUAUUAUGGCCUUCAUUUCUUCGUCUUUCUGUGGAGGUUUUUCUAAAAUGAUUUCAUGAGAAAGUGGUAUACAUCAGUGGUUAUUCACAUAGCCAUAAAAAUGUUUAUUUAAAAUGCAUUUAAAAGGAGAAAUGAAGGAAAGAAAAGAGUUUUUCCUGAUGAUACAGCAUCAGAUGUAUUUGACUUCAUCUGGCUAAGAGCAGGGAGAAAAUGACACACUCUGGAUUAGGGCUGCAACCAACAUUUAUUUUCAUUAUCAGUUAAUCAGCAGAUUAUUUUCUAGAUCAAUCCAGGGUUCCCACAGUCAUUGAAUUCCAGGAGAAGUUAUGAAAUUGGAAAAACUGUUUUGAAAAAGUCUGAAUACACAUUGUUUUGUAUUGUUAUAAAUAUGCUCAUAAAAAUCCCAAAACAUGUCCAACGUCGUUCCAAAUACGUUUCUUGCAUUAGUAAUUUAAAUAUCUAGUUCUGCACUGUGUGACCACUGACACGUCACUCGUAUCGCGUGAUACACAUACGUCAGACCAACACUGCGUCAUCACUAAGGCCACACCCCCUUUUGGGGGAAAGAAACUUGCUGCUCAGGAGAGAAACAGGAAAAUGUCAGAAAGCUGUUGUGUAGUCUGUAGCUUUCACACUGAGAUCUGAAGCACCUAAAAUCUGUAAAUACUCACUGUCAGUGUGGUAAAUCUCUAAAUGAUGCAUGUAACUGUUACUACUGAUGGAUAGCUAUCAUUAGCCUGAGUGGGAGGCUGCUGCAUUACAGCAGCAUCAGCGUGUCAUCUCCAGCUAACUGUCUGUUAUGGUGAAACAGUUGGCUGUUAACACGUUAUUUACAGACAGCAAUUGGCCCGAAGAUACCUGUUGAGUCAAUCAGAUAUCAUAGGUAUCGUGUCACACUGUGUUGGGUCAUUGAUCCACUUGGACGGAGGAAGCCUGACGGGACAUGAUGGCAAUCAGCUUCAAUGUUAAGGUACCCCAAACGCUCAGGUUCAGGCAAAGUUGUAAAAUAAUUAUCGGACAUGUCCAUGAAACGUUUGUUUAACAAUAAAUAAAAGCAUAUAGUCAUGUCAAAAGUAUAUCCAAACACACAUUAAAUUUCUUAAUCAUCAGAGUCUUCAGUUUUCUAUCCCCCAAAAGCAGUGCAGCCUUGAUGUUUGCGAAGAACCCGUAAGUGCUGGUCUGGUCUAAUGGGAACGUCUAAUGAGCAAGUAAAGUUUGUUCGUGCUAGCUGUUGCACAUCUGCAAAUGCCUGGGAAAUGCAUGUUUGAUAAUGAAUGGCUGUAUUGCUAUAGACCUGCCCAUUUAAACUACUGAAAUGAAGUCAUGGAAAUGGGGUAAAAUAUUAUUUAAAAAGUAUUGAUAUUUCAUUGGCAAAAAUGUGUGGGAACCCUGUUAAUCAGUGAAUCGUUUGGUCUAUAAAAUGUCAAAAUAUUGUUUUAAAAAAACACAUCCAUCCCAGUUGCUCAAAGUCCAAUGUGAUGUCUUUGGAUGUUUUAUUCAGUCAGUCCAAAACCCAAAGAUAUACAGUUUAAUAUGAUUAAAAAGGCAAAAUUCUUGCAUGAAAAUUUACUUAAACAGUUAAUCCGUUAGCAAAAUAGGUGUUGAUUGACUAUUCGACUAAUUGUUUGCAGCUCUACUCUGGAUUAUUUUGAUGUUGUUGUUAUUAUUAUUAUUAUUAUUAUUAUUAUUAUUAUUAUUAUUAUUUAUGUAUCAACAAGCCCAGAGAUAAAUUAAGACUAUUUAUUCUUGUUGAUUAAUGCUAAAUUUAAAAAAAAAAAAAAAAAGAUUGCACGAAAGCCAAAACAUUAUCAACCUCCCCCUUUUUUUUACUGCAACAACUGAGCUGAUUGGUUCCAUAAUUUGCAAGAAAACCAUUUAUGUUGCACAGUCAACUUUGGAGCACUUAUUAAUACGAUAAAGUUAUCGGGAGCAGUGCCUUCCAUACUUAAAACCCAUUAUCGGGAGCAGUGUCUCCCAUAAUGAAAAACAGUGACGGUAGAUUUUGCCUACCAGCGUGUGUGAUCGUGUGUGAGUUUUACAUGUGUAUUUAUCGAGAGCAGUGUCUCUCAUAUUUCACUGAAGGGUGGAACAACUUAUCGGGGACAGUGUUUCCCAGAGUUUUAUACUUUAUGUAUUUAUUUGUGUUGUCUUUUAAUUUUGGAUUAUGUGCGAGUGUGCUUUUUCUUUUUUUUUUGGGUUCAUUUUUGCUCACAGUUCUGCGUCACGUUACGACCGUCCUGCAGCAGAGUUGUGUUAGAUGUUUGAUUUGCUUUGCAACCAAACAAGCAGGUCAAUACACAAACACUGAAUAUUGAAAUGCACUGUAUUCUUUGUAGUUGGUAACAAACCUGGUCUGUCGGCCUGGAAACCUCAUGUGUUUCUUUGUGCUAGUGACCUAAAAGCUGCAACAGAUGCUGAACCUUUUGUAUGAUUCCACGCCACAAGCCACAGCUCUCUUUGCAUGUGCAUCAGUGACAUAUAUCAUAUAUCAGUGACAUAUUUCCUCUUAACUGCACCAUACUGUAUUGCUUUCAUGAGGUGUAGCUCAGCAGACACGGACCAUACUACAAACUUUUCAUAUUAUUAGGGUUCAGCCAAUAUGUUCUGUUUUUAUUUUAGAUUCAAAACCAGAUUUUGUUUGUUGUCGGAGCUGCUGAUAGAUAUUAAGUUUACUGUUUUCUUCCUACAAAAGUUUGUCAGUGGGUUUCAAAGAAUAUUGUCAGGCCUCUCUAACGGCAAAAAGAGGAAUUUCACAGAAGCAGCUGGAACGUGUUGAAUCUGAAUACACUUAUUAGUGAGUACAAACAUGUUAAAAGAACAUUAUCAGCCACUCAAACCCAUUUAUAUGUACAACUACAUUGAAAUCCUUUGUUUAUCUUAACAUGCACUGGAGCAAUAGUUCAUUUUAUUACAUGUUUGAAUCUUUUUUUUUUUUUGUUUCUUGGUGUCAUUUCUGUUGAGCUUUAAACUGUUGUAGUCCAUUUUUCUUUUCCCAUGAGCAGUUACAAGAAUUAAAAGAACGGUUACUUCUUCCUGAGGGGGGGAUGCUUGGUGGUUAGGAAAUGGCUUUUCCGCUCACACUGUUUAACCUUCACUGUAGUGUUUCAAAACCUGUUACUGAAAUCAUAUUUCUGUGAUCUUCAUGUCCAGCAGAAAAGUGUAAUAAACUCUUUUGGCUUAGCAUCCAGUAAA